Peronospora matthiolae is the source of this 2088-nucleotide messenger RNA. NCBI's taxonomy places the organism in Eukaryota, Oomycota, Peronosporomycetes, Peronosporales, Peronosporaceae. The record is from the annotation of a GenBank genome assembly.
AUGGACAUGACUUCGCCAACGUGGAACACGGAUGGCAAAAGUAGUGAGAGCAACGAUGCACGUCACCAACGAGCGUGGACCAAUUUACAAGGAUGCUACCUUUUGAAUGGUAAAUCGUGCACAUUAGACGAAGUGCUGCGGUGGCACAAGACAAACGACUCUCCAGCAUCGUACAAAUGUAUUUUGACGCUGAGGACGUUCGAAGCGUUUAUGUUUGAGAAGGAUUUGGUGUUAAACGAAGAAGGAUCGUGCAACAAACAGAUUGGCAAUAGUUACAGCUUGGAACAGAUGCAAACACUCGUUGGUCAAUACCAGCAAGUUGUAUGGUCGUGGCGUCAGCUUCCACGAAUGACGUCCGUGCUGGACGUGGAGCAGCGCAGUCACGAAAUGCUUGUUAUGUGGACUGCAUUUUGCCUCGUUCAUCAGAGAUGCGUGGGUGAGUUUACAUUAUGCGCGCAGUACAACAUCGCUCUGAAUUGGAAAGAUCUACGAGUGGCUGUACUCAAUAAUCGAGCAGCCAUUUCUGCUCUUCGAUGUGUCGCACGAUACAUUCGCAGGUGGAAUGUUACUACUAUGCGACCUCCGCUAUUUCACUUGAGUAACCAAGCACCAACAUUUGACUUUGGCAGGAGGUUCGGUUUGAGUAGUACCAGCAUGCUUACCGUGUACAAUCGCGAAGUUGAGACAUGGGAAUCUUACGAAGUGAAACAGUGGGAGAAGAUUGAAAAGAAGAAGAGUGACGUUAUAAAAUAUCGAAGAGAGAUUGCAGAUUUAAACGAGAAUCUAGCGUUAAAACAGGCCUCGCUCACAACUGAGAGGUCCCGUUUACAGACAAGUUACGACUCGGAUGGAGAUAGACGAUACACCAGUCGUCUCAUGCGGCGUUUGAAUUCCGAGAUCGAUUACAUUUGCUCCACUAUCAAGAAAACCAAUGCAAAUUUGGAAGCAGCUCUUUUGGCCCCUCCAUAUCUGGUACGCCCACUUCCGCCCUCGCGGGACGACGCGAUUCAAGUGAUCUUUAUGCUGACCGUGCCGCGCCAUCUUGAAAUUAUGGGUAGCUUGUGCUUGACUGCUCAACGGUCCCUUGUUCCUGCCACUGUGACGUCUGAAAUGACAACUUUGCCGAAGCAAAACUCCACCACAUGGCAACAAUUCUACUACGAGCGUGCACAAAAACGGAUGAUGACUGUGACCAGUGUGGUGUUCACAGCGAGUCCGAGUCCGUUCACGCUUCCAAGGACAUGGGGACCUACCAGUGUGGACGAUUUGUACAACCUCGCACAGUACAGAAUCUCCUGUGUUUGGAAUCCUACCUUAGGUGGCACAGUUCUAUCUUGGAGUGACGCGUUCGGUGCCAAAGUUGACCCUUUUGCUGCCACUGCAUCGAGCAUUAUCGAUAGCUAUAUCGAGAAGAUGCCGCAGUCGCUCAGGCAUUUUCAGUGGAUGAAUGAUUGGCCUGGUAUGGAACAUACUCGAGGAAACAUGGUAUAUGCCAAGUUUAACCGCCAACCCAAGAAUUCUGAUAAGAUGUCGUAUAUUGCGCUCGGUUCAUUGCGCGCGUUUCCUAAUCAGCAGUAUCGAAAACUGCAGUGGGCUUUACUUGAUGAUGUUUUGCCGUGGUCGAACUGCUGCGCGGCGAUCAUCGUGCGGCAGUCAAUCUACCAAGUAGGUGCGUUUACUGACGAAUUGCUCCCUCGGCUGCUUUGGAAGUCUGACAUGUUCGAUGGACACAACGGCCUGACCACGUUCUGCGCGACGCUAAUGAACAUUGCACGGAAGUUGAAACAGACUCCUCGCGACUUUGAAUCCGUCCCGCUUCUGAGUGAGCUGGCAGGGUUUGCAGCGCAGUUUACGGAUGAGGCAAGAGGAAUUGUAAAAAUGUUUGCUGGAAUGGCGAGAAUCUGGGCGGAAAACGCCUGUUUAGAAUACAGAGAGAAAGCGGCACCCAGCGGUGUUGCUGAGAUUCGUCAAAAAGAGUGUGUGCUGUAUGGUAUUGCACUGCUUGCCCACAGCCUUGGACCGUGGGACAACGCAUCAGCUCAAGCAGUGUGUGAAAUAAUUGUGCUUUUCCGCACGUGCCAGCAUUGA